AUGGCUGGUGGAGACGAUAUGCUGGCGCCUCCAGCAAAGACCAACACAAAAGACCCUGGCGCGCACGAACUAGAGUCCGAAUCCGACGACCACUUCUCAGAUGCACAGUCCGCCCCGUCCGAAUCUCGCGGGGCGUCCCCCAAGCUUCCAAAGACUCGGGUGGAAAAGGUUGAUAAUGAGCCGUCUUUCGGAGAAGUACCCGGAACUGAGGCAUACCAAAAGCGGACACGCGACGCCGAGCCUGAUGAGAUUGCCAUCGCCAAAGACUCGUCCAGUGCCGCUAGUGGGCCUGAAGACAAGAAGCAGGAUGAUGUGUCCUCAGAGAAACCACAGGUGCCACUGACUGUGGUGGAAGAGACUGUGGACUCGGCCGGAUCUAUAACGCAUUCUGGAACGCAUCAUGAGUCGGAUGCUGCUCCCGACAAGGUGGUAAAGGUGGAUGAGGGCAAGUUUGACGAAGCCGAGGCCAGUUCCAAGGAUGGGGCCGUAGAUACUACAGUAGCAACUUCAUAUCCAUCGCCCCCAGCAGAAUCUGAAGACACUCCACAGAGUCCACCAAAAGUUACUGCCAGUGCUUCUCUUGGAGAGUCAGGUAGCGCUGCUGCUCUCCAGGAGGAAAAGGAGGAUGAUGAGGAGUACAAUGAGGGUAAUGAUGAUGAUGGCGAUUUCGGGGAUGAUUUUGAUGAUUUUGAGGAGGGUGGCGGCGACGCGGAUGAUGAUGACUUUGGUGACUUUGACGAUGGUUUUCAAGAACCUGUGGCUCCAGAGGACGCUCCUCCACCAGUCGCUGCACCUCCGCCGCCAGCCCCAGGUUAUAACCUCUCCUUUCCCGUCCCUGACUUCGAUGGGCUAGACGCCGACGCAGUGAUGGCCACCACAGAACCGUAUCUCAACGCUAUAUACCCGCCAGACGACGACGACAUAGUCGUUACCCAUUCAUACCCACAAGAAAACCCGAUAUUCCAAACCCCGCGGAGUGCAUCUUUAUGGGCACAGCUAGUUGCACCCCCUCCGCUCCAGCCGCCGGACUGGAUCCGCUCCCGCAUCCGCCGACUCUUUCUUGUGUCUCUUGGCGUGCCCGUGGACCUCGAUGAGAUCCUGCCAGCGUCCAAGCAAAAGAAGCUCGUUCUCCCAUCUCUAAACCGCGCUGGCAGCAACGGGACCCCCCGCACAUCCACGGACUCGCGCAACAUUACCAAGCUCAAACAGGAGGCCGGCGCCUCUACCACCAGCCUCGACUCUCAGGGCAACAAGAAGCCUCGUCCCAGUGGCGAUGCAGCCGCGUCUACCUCGACGGCGCGCAAGAAAAACGAGCCCGUGGAGCCUGAGCUUGACCUCGUUUCCGCCAAGCAACUCUGCAUGACCACCGACGAGGCCCUCGACGGCAUGACGGAUGGUGAGCUAAAGGAGCAUGUUGCCAAGCUCCAGGCCAUCGAAGGCGCCGCAAAAGAGUUACUAGAGUAUUGGCAGAAGCGCACAGACGAGAAAAUUGGUGACCGGGAAGCAUUUGAAGGUGUUAUUGAAAGUUUGGUCAAGCAUGCAAGGAAGGUUAGAAAGUAG
This is a messenger RNA of Pyricularia pennisetigena, 1560 nucleotides long. RefSeq lists its product as uncharacterized. The transcript has 4 exons. Bases 1 to 1560 code for a protein of 519 amino acids. Lineage: Eukaryota; Fungi; Ascomycota; Sordariomycetes; Magnaporthales; Pyriculariaceae. The record is from RefSeq and is a predicted model, not a curated record.